Molecule: messenger RNA, 1295 nt
Organism: Sesamum indicum (sesame)
Lineage: Eukaryota; Viridiplantae; Streptophyta; Magnoliopsida; Lamiales; Pedaliaceae
Product: Protein kinase superfamily protein
Source: RefSeq, a predicted model, not a curated record
GAUUCUAAAAUCACCUUUUUAUUUUUUGCCAUUCAAAAAAAUCAAGACUUAUGAUAAAUAUAUCACAGCCAAUAAGAAGCAGACACACAAUUGCUGGCAGAUUUUCUUGGUUUCUAGAGCAGUGUUGAAGGAAAAGGAUGGUGGUGGCCGACGUCGGGCUUUUCUCCUUCUCCUCCUGCAUUCCCUCUCUUUCUCCGCCGCCUCCUCGUCUCCGAUUCUCCUUCACGAGAACCAGACGCCUCGCCGUGGCAUCAAUGAGUGACGAUCCAGUUCGUGAAUGGAUCCUCUCUGAAGGAAAGGCAACUCAAAUAACUGGCAUUCGUUCAAUUGGUGGUGGUUGUAUCAAUCGUGCCAGUCGUUAUGACACAGAUGCAGGCUCCUUCUUUGUUAAAACUAAUAGGAGUAUUGGACCAUCAAUGUUUGAGGGAGAGGCUUUGGGCCUCAAUGCUAUGUAUGAAACUCGAUCUAUCCGUGUACCCAAACCAUUUAAAGUUGGACCUCUGCCAACUGGUGGAUCAUACAUCAUCAUGGAAUUUAUUGAAUUUGGUGGAUCUUGGGGCAAUCAAUCUGAACUAGGAAGGAAGCUUGCUGAAAUGCAUAAAGCAGCAAAGUCUGAAAAAGGAUUUGGUUUUGAUGUUGAUAAUACAAUCGGGAGUACUCCACAGAUAAACACAUGGACAUCAGACUGGAUUGAAUUCUAUGGGGUGCAUAGGUUGGGCUACCAAUUGAAGUUGGCACGUCAACAGUACGGCGAUUCCUUAAUUUAUGAAAAAGGACAAAGGCUUGUGAAGAACAUGGCACCCCUCUUUGACGGUGCUGUAAUUGAGCCUUGCUUGUUGCAUGGAGACUUAUGGAGCGGGAAUAUCAGCUCUGACAAAAAUGGCGAUCCUGUGAUUCUUGACCCAGCUUGCUACUGCCUCAUUGGUCUUGCAGAUGGACAUAACGAGGCAGAGUUUGGAAUGUCGUGGUGUGCUGGAUUUGGAGGAUCAUUUUACAAUGCAUACUUUGAGGUGAUGCCUAAACAACCUGGUUUCGAACAAAGGAGGGAUCUUUACAUGCUGUACCACUACUUGAAUCACUACAACUUGUUUGGUUCUGGUUACCGAUCAUCUGCCAUGUCCAUAAUCGAUGACUAUCUUAGAAUGUUGAAAGUUUAGCAUGUCUGCUUGUACAUUAUACCUCCAAGGUUGCUCCAUCUGUAAAUGUUAUGCUCUUCUUCUGUAUGUGAAGUUUAUGCAAAACUUCGCCUUUUUUGUAGUUCUUGCUGAAAGAAAUUUGCUGUUCAUCCCAUUUCA